AUGACUUAUGUGGAUCAUCAGAGGAGGUUAAAUCUAAAUCUAAAAGAUGUUGUUAAGAAAGAGAUAAUGAAACUUCUAGAGGCUGGUGUGAUUUAUGCUAUUUCCGAUAGUAAUUGGGUUAGUCCGUUUCAUGUAGUUCCUAAGAAGGGUGGCAUCACUGUGAUCAAAAAUUAUAGGAAUGAAUUGAUACCGACUAGAACUGUUACAGGGUUCUUGCAGCAGUGUGAGAAAGCAUCUUGUGCUGAACUAGGAAAGUAUCAUUUCAUGGUGAGAGAUGGGAUCGUGUUGGGAUACAAAAUCUCAGAUAAGGGGAUCGGAGUGGACAAAGCAAAGAUUGAGGUGAUGAUGAGUUUGCAACCACCAACUACAGUCAAUAGAAUCCAAAGCUUUUUGGGACAUCCUAGGUUUUACAGACAGAUCAUCAAGGAAUUCUCAAAAAUAACCAGACCUCUAACGCAGCUGCUUUGCAAAGAGGUGAAAUUUGAGUUUGACGGUGCAUGCUUGGAGGCAUUCCAUACGAUCAAAGGAGCCUUGGUCAGCUCUCCAAUUUUUCAGCCACCAGAUUGGGAUUUUUAUUUUGAGAUCAUGACUGAUGCUAGUGAUUAUGCAGUGUUAGCAGUUAUGGGUCAGAGGAAGGAAAAGAAGCUCCACAUCAUUUACUAUACCACUCGAACUCUCAAUGAAGCUCAGUGCAGGUGUGACACAUGCCAGCAACAAGGGAAUAUAAGCAGGAGGAAUGAGAUGCCGAAGAACUUCAUUUUGGAAGUGGAAGUUUUUGAUGUAUGGGAUAUCGAUUUCAUGGGGCCAUUCCCAUCAUCUUAUGGCAAUGAGUACAUCCUGGUGGCAGUUGAAUAUGUGCCUAAGUGGGUUAAAACUUUAGUUAGCCCCACAACCAAUGCAAGAGUGGUUGUUAAAAUGUUCAAGUAUGUCAUAUUUUCAAGGUUUGGUGUGCUGCGAUUGGUCAUUAGCGAUGGAGAUUCCUACUUCAUCAACAAGGUCUUCGAGAAUCUGCUGAAGAAGAAUGCUUAUAAGACACCUUUGGGAACAACACCAUUUCAUUUGGUGUAUGGGAAAGCAUGUCACCUCCCAGUAGAGCUUGAGUAUAAGGGUGCCUUUGAGAGGAGAAAUAUGCAGCUUCAUGAGCUGGAAGAGAUUAGGCAUCUGGCCUAUGACAACUCAAAGAUCUACAAGGAGCGGACCAAAGCUUAUCAUGACAAAAGGAUUCUCGCAAGGAAUUUUGCUCCAAACGAUAUGGUGAUGUUGUUCAAUUCUCGGUUGAAGCUAUUUUCUGGGAAGUUGAGAUCAAGGUGGUCUGGACCUUUCACCAUCAAGGAGGUUUGA
Eutrema salsugineum is the source of this 1341-nucleotide messenger RNA. RefSeq lists its product as uncharacterized. Gene Ontology annotation, biological process: DNA integration. The record is from RefSeq and is a predicted model, not a curated record. The coding region runs from base 1 to 1341 and encodes 446 amino acids. The transcript is spliced from 4 exons. Lineage: Eukaryota; Viridiplantae; Streptophyta; Magnoliopsida; Brassicales; Brassicaceae. Gene Ontology annotation, molecular function: nucleic acid binding.